AUGGCUAUCCUCGCCCUGACUUCGCUGGCUGCUCUAUGUCUAAUAGUGGUGACAGUGUUCAAGGCCGUGACUCGAGCUCACGCAUCCCCAUUGUUUAAUAUACCGAAUGCUGGGUGGGGAGCAGGCUAUUCGAGGUUGAUUUGGGCCUUCCGUCAGGAAUACCGAGGCAAUGUCACUCUCGAACUCCCAAAGUUGCACGAGACAUUGGGUCCUCUUGUUCGAAUUGGUCCCAAUGAACUAUCGUUCUACUCUAUCGAUAUUUACGACACAGUCCACAAGGUCAACAGCGGAUUUGUGAAGGAUCCCCGAAAUUAUGGUGAAUUCGUCCAAGAUGAACAUCCCGCACUCUUCUCCAUUACAGAUCCCCAAGAGCAUGCCAAAAGGCGAAGGAUCCUUGGCCAACUCUUCAGCCGCAGCAACAUUGAAAAGCUCGAGGGACUGAUGCUUCAUCACGUUCACGAUUUCAUCUCGGCAGUCGGAAAAAGAAAAGUUUCUUUCGAUAUAGGUCCUGCCUGUCGCGCCCUUGAGGCAGAUAUCAUAUCGGAAUUUUCAUUCGGCGAAGCAUUGUCGGCCGUCUCUGCCUGGUCAAAGGGGGACGAAAUUGCAUUUGUUGCAAAGAACGACGAGAAAGCGACAUUUCUGCCUCUGAUCAUGAACUUCCCGGUCUUACAUUCCAUCUGGAUGCGAGUUGAGAAUUUCCUUUGUCACAUGGAGGGAUCGCGAAUAUCCUCCAUAAAAGGGCUUCAGCAAUACAAUGAGUGGACGUACAAAGCUUGGGUCAGAAACAAAGAUCCAGCCCGAAAGUCGCAGUUUCCCAACCUCCUCAACGUCAUGGUGUCAGCCGGUGUACCAACGCAAACAGCCCUUUCAGAAGCCAAAGAGAACCUCGGACCUGGAACCGACACCACUUCUGCAUCACUCGCGCACAUUCUUUAUGCUCUUUCAUGGAACCCGACAUAUCAGGAGAAAUUGUAUCAAGACCUGGCAUGUCGCAGGUUCCCCACAGAUUUCAAUACUCUAGAAAAUAUCCCACGUUUGAGAGCUUGUGUCAAAGAAGGUAUUCGUUGGGCUGGUGCAUCCGUCGCGAUGUUGCCGCGUGUGGUUCCCCAAGGUGGCGUUGAGCUCUGCGGAAAGUUUAUUCCCGAAGGCACCAUCAUAACUUCAUCACCAGUCUGGUAUCUUCGAGACAAGUACGCGUACCCGAAUCCGGAGCUGUUCAACCCCUACCGCUGGAUAGACGAUUCUGGCUCAAACACUACGGAAGAUGUAUUACGAGACAGGUUUUACAUUCCUUUUUCGAAAGGUGCAAAUACUUGUAUUGCAAACCACUUUUCUUACCUGGAACUUUACAUUACUGUCGCAAAGUUGGUUGCAAACUUUGAACUCACCCCUGCCGAUGGACACCCCAGAUCCGCGCAGGUUACUGGACUGACUAAUGCAGACUGGCAGUCGGUGCAACUUCCUAAGAGAAAGGAGUGGGUUUCAGCUGCAGUAGCCGAACCUCUGCUGAUCAAGACUAUGCCGCGAAGACGCGUUUAGAUGAAUUGGAGUGUAGUGUUGAGAAUACUUGGGCUCCAUUUCUCCGCUGUCGCCAAUAGAUAGGA
Molecule: messenger RNA, 1604 nt
Organism: Colletotrichum godetiae
Lineage: Eukaryota; Fungi; Ascomycota; Sordariomycetes; Glomerellales; Glomerellaceae
Product: benzoate 4-monooxygenase cytochrome p450
Exons: 9
Coding region: 1-1539 (512 amino acids)
Molecular function (GO): heme binding; iron ion binding; monooxygenase activity
Source: RefSeq, a predicted model, not a curated record